Molecule: messenger RNA, 2454 nt
Organism: Canariomyces notabilis
Lineage: Eukaryota; Fungi; Ascomycota; Sordariomycetes; Sordariales; Chaetomiaceae
Exons: 3
Coding region: 1-2454 (817 amino acids)
Biological process (GO): regulation of DNA-templated transcription
Molecular function (GO): zinc ion binding; DNA-binding transcription factor activity, RNA polymerase II-specific
Source: RefSeq, a predicted model, not a curated record
AUGCAGACCCCGGAUGACCCGCUAGAGUUUUCGGCCCGUCCGCCUCCCGCCGAGCCUGCCGAAGCUGAGUCAAAGAGCCCGGAACCAAAACGGCGAAAGAUCAGAAAAGGUACCCGCAGCUGCUGGGGGUGCAAACGGCGCAAGACUCGAUGCAUUUAUGCCGCCCCAGCAGAUGCCGUAUGCGUCGGUUGCCAGCGUCGCGGUGCCAAUUGUGUCAGCCAGGAAUUCCCCGAGGAGAUCUGCAUGCCAGUGGAUCGAGGCCGCCAUAUGGGUGACAGAAUCGUCCGUGUUGAAGCCCUGGUUGAGCAACUAGUGCGACAAGUCGGCCCCGGAGCGGGCGGUCUCGCCGGACCCGUUCAGGAUCCCGCUGCCUCUUCGAGCCGUGACCCCAACCCUAGCCCCACCGACGUAGCGGCCUCUGUGGAAGAUGAGAACUUGGAAGCCCAGGUCGCCCUCAGUCUUAGCAAGACUCCAAAUGACCGUCGCCUAUGGGAAGCGCUUUGUGAAGCAUUCCCGCCUUCGGGAGACAUGGAAAUCUAUCGCUCCCGGGCCAGCCCAACCAUCCUUCUUUUCAGCAUAUCGAUGCUGAAACCUUUGCGCAUUAUUGAGCGGGACGGGCCGCCUGACCUGGACAGCGUGUUCAAGCCGCCGUGUCAGGAUACGCAUCCGGUGCUGUUGGCGAAACAUAUGCUCAUACUGGCACUAACCUUGCACUAUGUCCAUUUGAGUGAGACUCCGCAAUUCCCCGGCCUGUCUGAAGCUCCCCGCGACAGGAUGCGGCGGCUCGGCGACACGGCCAUCCGCUUAGUGGUGACCAAUAACGAAUUCCUUGGCUCCAUCGAGUCCCUGGAAUGCUUGGUGCUGGAGAGCCAAUUUGAGAACAACUGUGGCAGAGUCCGCCGAGCAUGGCUGACAUUGCAAAGAGCAACGGCACUUGCCCAACUGAUGGGCAUCCAUCGAGGCGGCCCACACCGGCCGCUGAAAACGAUUGACCCCGGGACAGCAGCGUAUCCACAAUUUUUAUGGCAUCGGAUCCUGUGGGCGGGACGCAUGCUAAGUCUGCUGCUUGGUCUCCCGCAAGGUACGCUCGACAUGUCGAUGGCUUCGCCAGCCGCCCUAGCUAGCGACGCUCCAGUCGGUCGACUCGAGCGCAUUCACUCAACGGUUAUGGCGCGGAUCUUGGAACGCAACGAAUCGGAUCCCGACUUGGAUGGGUUUGCACUGACCCAGGAGUUGGACAUGGAGCUUCAAAAUGCGGCAAAUCAGUUACCCAACAAGUCAUGGCUACCCUUGGACCUUGGCAGUGUCGAUGGAGACUCUCUGGAAGGCUUCCGGCGCAGUGUACUGUUUGCGCGGCAGGUGCACCACUACUACUUGCUCAUCCAGUUGCAUCUGCCUUAUAUGUUGCGCUCGAGCGCGCCAGGGGCCAAAGGGGCCAAGUACGACUACAGCAGAAACACGUGCGUCACGGCCUCGCGCGAGGUCAUCACACGCUGCUUCACGUCUCGAUACCAAACGCGCAUGCCCUUUUACUGCCGACAAUUAGACUUUUGGUCUCUCACGGCUGCCCUGACGCUGCUAUUUGCCCAUAUUGAUGGCCACGCCCAGCGCCCGGGCGACAACAUGCUCGCGCAUCAUCGCGCAAGCGACCGUGGCAUGGUGGAAGCCGUGUUAGAGCACAUGGACUACAUGAACGAAAUAAACAAGGAUCCCCUGGGUGAGAGAAGCGCUGAGCUGUUGCGCCGCUUGCUAGCAAUCGAGGCGUAUUCUGCCCGUGGCGGCCGGACUCCCAGCGGCAAGGGAGUUGGCAACCUUGACUCUCCUGCCAACGGAUGCUUGAAUGGUCACGGGACGCUGCGCAUUUCGAUCCCCUAUUUUGGGGUUGUCAGAGUAGACCCGAGAGGGGUCAUAUCCAAAGAAGCCAAUACCGCUACCGCCACGACCAACGACAGUCCUACCACGAUCACGACGUUCUCCCUUUCCACUGUCGUUGGAAGCCCACCUUCCCCGCUGUCCGCCUACCCGCCGGACUUGCCCAAACAUCCGCCGCCCGACCCGCAGCAGCCCUUGCGGCAGGCUCCAGCGCAUAUGCAGCCGCAGCCGCAGCCGCAGGAGCCUGCACGAGUGGCGGCGGGACCUUGUACGCAAGCUUCGGCAGAGCCGUAUGCGGACAUGCCAGCGUCUGCACGGCCUCUCUACCACCACCAGCAGGACCAGCACCAACAUCCAGCCUGGCUCCAGCAGCCUGCACCAUCACAGUAUGCGGCGCCUUAUCCCGGGGUCGCUACUGGACUCGAUGGUUGGGCGUUGCAGGGGUUUGACGUGGCGUAUUUCGACAACUUGAUGAAGGGAGCCGCGGCCAUGGACGCGGAAGGUGGUCCUGGUCCCAGCGCAGAUACCAGUGGCGUGGGUUAUAAUGGGCAGCCUGCGGAUGGUUGGGGCCCUUGGCAGUGA